UGCUGCUUGUACAACUGCAAGAUUGAACAACCCCAAUCUUUCCGCACCUUGAAUUGAAGUUCCUACUCCUCAAUGGUCUUAUCAAGGUGACCACAAUUACUAAGCAUGCUGUACAACUCCAGGUAACCAAGUGAAGAAAAGAAUCUGCUCUGGAAGCCUCGAACAACCCAUUGGCGAGGAUAGGGCAUGCUGGAGCGUACGGCGGGAUGUCUAGAAUCAGGCAGUCUGCGGAGACUGCUGCCAGGGCCCCGAAAGCCGCUGAAGAGCCGCCGCAUGCUCCAUUCCGGCUUCUGGAAUCACAAUUCAGUCGAGCCUGAACUUUCGCCGCUGUAUUCUGCCUUGCUUCGAGGUCCAGAGUCCGCGGAUCAAGAUGGCGAGAUCCAGAACCAAACGCCCUCUACCCUCCAAGCCGGCUUUCUCUUGGAUUUUCUUUACCCUGCCGGCACGUUAAACUUUCUUCGACAGUAUUCGGGCUGGGGCAUUGAUAGACAAGAUGGCCGACAGACAAGAUUUGGGAUCAGAAGACUUGGACAACGGCUAUACACAUCCUCUGCCACCGACAGCUCUGGGGCAGAGAACGCUGCCAUCGCACCAGAAGCCCCUGUUAGAACCCAAGAUUCCUUAUCAGGCAAGAGGGCAGAAACAGAUGAACCUGAUCAGGAUGUUAUAAUGGGGGGGCAAGCAGCACAGUCUUUGCGAAAGAUCAUGGUGCUCACAAGAAGCCAGGAUUACGAGGAAGCUUGGCGGCAGUACCUUCUAUUGGGUGAUUCGGAAAAGAACGAACUACAGCGGGAGCUGAUGCAAUAUAUGUCAACGUCAGGACGAGUGCUCGAAGCAGAACGGGCAAUUGAGAUAUUUGAGCAGCUGGACGAAGCUAACAGAGAUGCGGACGCCUACUCUAUUGUCGUUCGUUCGUAUCUAAGGUUGCGAAAUCUUCCGGACGCGGUCAAACUUUACAAUGAGGCACUGCGCAACCUGCAAUUUCCGGCCGGUGCCUCUGAGCUUCUGUCAUACAUGAUAGAGAACUCUUUGUGGUCACAGGCUAUCGGGUUUUGGAAAGAUUUCCAGAGUUUCCGGGACCAUUCUCCGGGGCUUUCGUACAAUAUCUUUUCAACGUCUCAGAAUCUUUCUAAUCUUAUUGGGCAAGCCAUUGGCCUUGCGGAAUACGUCAAUGAGAGAAUGAAAACUGCCCCGGAAUCCACGGAAUUGAUUACUUUCACGUCCAAAAUCGUCCGAAGAGCCUUGCUGAAUCCAGAAGUGGAUGAAAGGCGAUUUGAGAAACUACUAUCAUUUCUUCAGGAAUGGAAUCUCGACACAGCCGAAAUAUACGAAAGAGCCUUCGAAAUGCUUGUGGAGACAAAGCAGACACGAUUUGCCGUCAAUUGUUAUCGAAAAGUUCGCCGAGAACGGGAGGUCAAGUUUUCCCGUCCAACGCUGCAUUCCCUGUUGACAGUAUUCUGCAAUAAUCAUAGCGUCCUCGGCAUGCAACAGAUCCUUGAUGACUUCUUUCGCUUCUAUUCGAAACCUACUCGCUUUGCCUACCGGAAGUGCAUGACCGAGUUCGCUGCUCAAGGCGACGCUAAGACAGUCCAUGCUCUCUUCGAGCAGUAUGUUGCACGAUUUGAAUCGAAAAACAGGUUAUUAGAUGCUGGUGAUAUUGCACCUAUUCUUCAUGUUCAUGCAAAACGAGGGGAGCUAGCAGAAGUGAUUAAAUACUUCAACCAACUUCAGGACGUGUACAAAUUACAACCCAACCUUCUCUGCUGGAAUAUCCUCAUUGAUGCCUAUGCCAAAGUUCAUGAUACAGAAGGCGCCUUUGAAUCCUUUGAGAAGCUGCUCGAUUCAGACUAUCUCCAGCCCGAUCACUAUACUUUUGGUACCGUCAUGGGAAUUUAUGCUACCCAUGGUGAUCUUGACCGUGUUGUUGAGAUAUACCGGCUUGCUUCAAGCAUGAAGAUCGAGAAGAGUGCCGCGAUGGUCGAUUGCGUCGUUCUCGCACAUAUUCAAGAUGAGCGGCUUCAGCAGGCGGAGAAAAUAUGUGAAGAUGCUCUUGGCAUGAAUCUCAAAGGUUCGAAAAUCCGAAUGUGGAAUUACCUCCUUCAUGCAUAUGCAAUGCGCCGCGACCUUGUCAACGUCAAUCGACUACUUCGACGCAUGUCAGAAGCUGGUUUGGAUUAUGACCAGCACACUUACUCGGCACUAAUGCAAGCUUUAGCAAUGGUCAAACAGCCUGAUCGUGCUUACGCCAUUUUGCAGGAUGUGAUGAGAGAUGCCGGGGUUAGAGUUACCAGCUUGCACUACGCAGUUGUAAUGGGAGGCUACAUCGCAAAUGGAGAGUACCGCAAAGUAUUUCACUUGCAGAAUCGUAUGAAGCGGCGAGGCAUACGCAAUUCAGCGAGCACAAAAUUUAUUGCCAUGAAGGCAGCAGACGCUGAAGAUCAGAAACUGCUCGAAAGCGGCACGGAGAAGGAGCAGGGCCAACGGGCACUUCAGAUGUUCCAAGAAGUCCUCAACUCGAUGGAUCAGCAGGAUAUAUCUGCUUCACCACAAAAAGGCACUCAUCGUAUGCCUCGCCAUAUCGCCUACACUUCAAUGUUUUACAGUUAUGUGAUGUUUGUUCUUGGCCAAAGCAACGAAACCGAAACGGUCGAAGAACUCUACAACCAGUUUAUCAGGACAUUACCGGAAGAUGCCCGUGAUUCGCCUCCAAUUGCGGUAUUGUCGGCGAUGAUGUUGACAAAAUUGCGGAACCGUGAUUCAAAGGGGGUCCAAGAAUGCUGGGAUCUUGCCGUGGCUAAGGCCAAGGCCCAAGGAGUGCCUCUCCGACCCUUGGGCCGCGCUGCGCAAUCCGAAAGUGCGCAAUUGGACAGUUUUGAUACCAGUUCUACCUACGAAAGCCCGAAGAUCGUUCCACUUCAUCAGUUAGACUUGUCAAGAAGCCUGAGUACAUACAUGAUUUCUCUAGCCAGACAAGGGAGGAGCGACGAUAUUCCCAGUGUCGUCAAUGGAUUGCUAGAGGAAGGUUUCCUCCUGGAUAAUAAGAACUGGAACCUGUAUAUCCAGCUCCUAGCUCAACGAUACCGCUACAAGCUCGCUUUUGAACUUUGCGAGGAGAAGCUCAUGGAUGGCUGGACAGGUUGGGCACGUCUUCGAUGGCAGGAACCGGUGAGAAAUCGCCUACCGAUCGAAGUGCGCAACAAGAAAAAAGAACCAAAGCAUUUGAGGCCGAAUUCGUCCACGUUACUCUUCUUGGCUCGAGGAUUCCUCGAGCUUCAAGCUAUGUCGGCAGAAUCGAGGGCCAGUCAGACGCUGCUUGAGGAUUUGCAGCGUACCUGUCCACGGACAUUACUGGCGAUAAGAACGAUGCAACGGACGGAUAAUGCGCUAGAACGUGAAAUACUAAGGGGAUAUUAAGUUGUAUAUUAUAUAGAGAGAAAGUUUAUUUAUCAAUCCAGAUCUCCUAAUACUCUU
Molecule: messenger RNA, 3471 nt
Organism: Amorphotheca resinae ATCC 22711
Lineage: Eukaryota; Fungi; Ascomycota; Leotiomycetes; Helotiales; Amorphothecaceae
Exons: 2
Coding region: 187-3414 (1075 amino acids)
Molecular function (GO): protein binding
Source: RefSeq, a predicted model, not a curated record